This is a messenger RNA of Penicillium taxi, 1590 nucleotides long. Its product is annotated as cytochrome P450. The record is from RefSeq and is a predicted model, not a curated record. Gene Ontology annotation, molecular function: oxidoreductase activity, acting on paired donors, with incorporation or reduction of molecular oxygen; monooxygenase activity; iron ion binding. The transcript is spliced from 2 exons. Bases 1 to 1590 code for a protein of 529 amino acids. Lineage: Eukaryota; Fungi; Ascomycota; Eurotiomycetes; Eurotiales; Aspergillaceae.
AUGCUAUCAUUCAUUGCAGCCGCGCCUUAUGCGGCUGGGCUUCUCUUUGUUCUUUUCGUCUACCUGGUUGGAUACCCUUACGUUGAGUAUCUUCGUGACCCUAAAGGGCUACGAAAAUACCCAAAUCUCUCUGCCUUUUCAGGAUUCUCUGCUGUGCCGUUCAUGUUGCUUGCUUCAAGGGGAUUUCGAUCCAUGGAGUUAAUCGAGCAGCACAAGAAGCAUCCUGUGAUUCGAACAGGGCCUAACACCUUGUCAUAUGGAGAUGUCCGAGCCAUCAAAGAUAUCUACGGCCAUAACACAAAGUGCACUAAGGAUGGCUCGUACUCCGUCACUGCGGGAACCCACGUCCAUCUGGCAGAUGUGGUGGACAAGCCAGAUCACGCCAGAAAACGCAAGGUCCUCUCGUCAGCAUACGCGCUCAAGAACCUUGAAAGCUGGGAAUAUAAGGUCACCGACAAGGUGCAGAGGAUGUUUAAGCAUUUCGACAAAGUCUGCACAUUGCCACCCAAGGAGGACGUUGCAUCUGACAAAAUAGCCCCAGACCCGAACGAUCUCACCCUGGACCUGCGGGCUUGGACAAACUUCUUCACACUUGACGCUAUUGCCGAUAUCGGGCUCUCAGAGCAAUUGGGCUUCCUAGAUUCUGGAUGUGAUUCUUGCAUCGCGCAGAGAAGGGACGGUUCAACGUAUGAGGUCAGCCUCCGUGAAGCUCUCUACCCAACAGCCCGCAAACAGUCUCUUAUCCUGUGGAACUACGCGUGGUAUCCUACCAUCAACAAGAUCAUCAACAUUAUCCCAUACUUCGCUCGCAUGCAAAAGUCCUCAGAUGACUGGGACAAUAUCAUGUGGCAGCGUGGUAGUUUGCGAUUGAAGCGUUACGAAGCAGGCGAGAAGCUCGACGACUUUUUCCAAGCUCUAAUGGAAGACAAGAACGGCAAUUCAAACAACCUGGAAUGGGGCGAGGUGAUUGCCGAAUGCAAUAUUAUGAUGAAUGCAGGCAGCGUGACGACAGCGAUUGCCAUCGCCAACGUAAUGUACCAGCUUCUCCGAAAUCCGCACACUUUAGCGAAGCUACGCGAGGAGCUAGAUGCCGUUCUUGACGACGACGAGGUCGUGGCUGAUUACGACAAAGUGAAACAUCUCCCUUACCUCCGUGCUUGUCUAGACGAGUCUCUGCGGAUCUUCCCACCAACCUCUCAUGGCCUUCCUCGGGAAACACCGGCCGAAGGUACAAACAUUCUUGGGGAGUGGGUAGCUGGUAACACAUCUGUCAGUAUGUCUGCCUUGGUCGCACAUCGUGAUGAAGGAGUCUUUCCCAAUUCAGACCAGUAUAUCCCAGAAAGAUGGCUUGGAGAAGAGGGAAAGGCUCUACAGCCAUAUCUGAUUGCAUUCUCUGCUGGUGCUCGGUCUUGCAUUGGUCGAAACAUCUCUUAUCUGGAGCAGACCAAGGCCGUUGCAUCCUUGGUGCAUCGCUAUGAUAUCGCUCUUGCAUAUCCGGGCUGGGAGUUGAAGCGUGAGGAGACAAUGAAUCUGAUUUUGGGCGAGAUGCCCGUGAAGAUUUGGCGUCGUAAUUUGGGAGGACUUGCUUGA